Molecule: messenger RNA, 1034 nt
Organism: Spinacia oleracea (spinach)
Lineage: Eukaryota; Viridiplantae; Streptophyta; Magnoliopsida; Caryophyllales; Amaranthaceae
Product: pentatricopeptide repeat-containing protein At1g25360-like
Exons: 2
Coding region: 283-867 (194 amino acids)
Biological process (GO): RNA modification
Molecular function (GO): RNA binding; zinc ion binding
Source: RefSeq, a predicted model, not a curated record
AAGUUUAUUCACCAAAUACCCUCGUAGUUCCGGUUAUUCACUAAAUACCUCUUAGGUUUCAUUUUCUUGCAUUAAAUACCCUUAAUGACCCUUAGAGUUUAACAAUGUUAACUAGACGUUAGUGUACUAUUACUAUUAUUCCCCUACAAAACCCCUGCAAUUUCUUCUUCUGAAACCCUAAAACCCUCUUCUUCUUUUUCUCUUUCCUCAAACCCAUUAAUUCCAUUGUCCAGAAGAAGAUUACCCACAUUUCGAUGCAAUUUCCAAAACCGUCGGAAAUUGAUGAAUGGCGACCUUCACAUUUCUAAACUCGACCCAAUUCAAAUCGUCCCCAAUUCUCGCAGAUUUCAAAUGUCUUCAAAUCAGGAGAAUUUCUACGAGUUUUCGAAGAAGGUUUGCCUUUUCUAUUUCCCUGAAACUAAAGCUCUUGCUGAGAGAAUCGCUGCUCAAUCUGACGCAAUUCAACUUCGUAGCAUCUCUUGGAGAAAUCAUGUGAUUAUGUCUAACAUAUAUGCACAAGCUGGACAAUGGGACGGAGUUUCAAGGGUGAGAAGAUUGAUGAUUGAUAGAGGUAUUAAGAAAAGCAUAGCAUGUAGCUGGAUUAAAGUGAAAAAUGAAGUUCAUGCUUUCCUCUCUGGAGAUACUUCACAUCCAACAUGUGAUGCUAUAUAUGCAGAGUUGGAGAGAUUGACAGGACUGAUAACAGAUGCGGGGUAUGCUCCAACUACUAGGAAAAUAUUCCAUGAUGUUGAGGAUGGCGAGAAGACUGGCAUGGUUUGUAGUCAUAGUGAAAGGCUAGCAAUUGCUUUUGGACUUAUCAACAGUCAACCUGGAACUACGCUUCUUAUAAGGCUAAGGUCUUCUUGAGAUUUUACUAGAUAGAUUUUCACUUUGUUUUAAAGGUUGUUUAACAUUAGAAGGCAUUUGGUGAUAUUCAUCUCGCUCUCUUUGAUCCAGUGGAUGUUGUUUGUUAGGUCGUGUUAUUCUUCUUAGAUUGGUUCGAUUUAUAGAAAUCAGUAGUUUGGUUUUUGUUG